GCAUUUUCAAGAACAUUACUGAGUGGUGAAAUAUAACUGGGUGGGAAAUAAUCAAAAAUCAUUCUUAAGGACAUUAGUCUAAGGAAAAGUGAACUUUGUGCUUACGGUUAUUUCUGCAGAAAGUAUUUUAUUGACAUUGAUUUCUGUACUUCUAUAAAAGAUUCUGAUCAUCUUUAGGUGCAUGACAUAUUAUUAUUCAGGAAAUUAUACUUUAAUUUACAAUCGUUAGUUUAGGCAAAAAUAAAGUAGACAGAUUAAGAAUAUUCAAUGCUUGAAUCUCCAUACCGUUCAACUCAAGGUCGUAAAGCUGUUCGUACGUUAACUACCCCAAUAUGUUUUAAUAAUUCUGAAAAUAUAUGUGCCACAAAUAAAAAUCUACUGCGAUACUGUUUGGAUUCACCAACUACAACAUCUCAACCAAAUCUAAAUGGUCGAGUAUCGAGGUCAGAUACAAGCUCUAGUAAUGAUCAUAUUGGUCGUAAAUUAUCUGUAAAUGGAGUACAUGAACUUAGAGACCGAUCCCUUCCUGGUACAAUUUCAAAACAAGAAGUUCAUUCGGUAUAUAGUUUACAUCAACAUCGUAAAAACACAUAUAUUCGAAUUCAAGAUCCUAUAAAUAGUGAAAAUCGAUCACCAUCAAGGCAAACACGAAGAAAAGAAGUUAUACGUUGUUGGAGUCGAGAAAGAGUUACAAGAAGUGAAACUAUUUUAAGUAUACGUCAACCUUCAUCAAAACAAACUGAACAAAAUAUAGAAAGUAAUAAUUUAUGCAAAUCUCGACUUACUGCUUCAACAUCGACCUUUAAUACUUCUCUUUUCUUACCGAUUAUAAAUAAAAGUGAUAGUUUUUCAUCACUACCAACUACAAUACGUCAUAUUCCAAUUCAAUUAGCUGAUAAUCAUCUAACUGAUAUACAACCAAUAAUUAAUGAUACAUUAAAAUCAAUUCCAAUUUCUAAUCAAUUUUCUGGAAUUAAAAAACAAAUUUCAAAUAAAUUACAAAAUCUUACUUUCUCUCCUAUUGAAUAUUCAGAGUAUGUAGACAAUUCCACACAAAUAUUAAAUAAUCUUGAAUCUUCAAUUGAACAAAAUUCAAUUUAUACAGAAAAUCUACCGUCAAUCACAAAAAUUAAUCAUGAAAAUGAUGAUAUGAAUAAUCAAAAUGUUGAAUUGAAUGAAAUCAUUAAAAGACAAAUUAAUAAAUUUCAUAAUGAUAGUACAGUGAUGCAAAUUAAUGAAACUACAAUAGAUUCACUUCCUUCUUGUAAUGAUAAUAAUAAUAAUAGCAGUAAUAGUAAUCAUGAUAAUGUUAACAAAUAUAAUGAUAAUAAUGGUGAUGAUGAUGAUGAUGAAGACAGUUCAACUAGUCGUUAUAGUACUGCAGAAUCAUCACCAUGUGAAGACUUUGAACCAGAUCUUAAUAAAACUAAACAAAUAAACAACCAUAAUAUUGAUAAACAAAAUAACAAAAUAAUUGGAGAAAAAAUUGAUAAACUAAAACAAAAUAAAAAUAUAAAAGAAAAAUUAACAAAUUCAACAAUGAAUAAUCAAAGUGUAGCAUUAGAAUUUCGAACAAUUGUUCAACGAGAUGAAUAUGGUUAUGGAUUUCGAGUUUGUGGAAAUAAACCAGUAUCGGUACAUAAUGUUCGGAAAGAUGGUAAUGCAGAGAAAGCUGGUCUCAAAGCUGGAGAUCAAAUUAUUGAAGUGAAUGGUAUUUCGGCCAUUGAUCUCAAUCAUGAAGAUGUCGUUGAGCAGAUUCGCUCGCGAAACCAAGUCUCUUUAAGACUCAAGAGAUUACGUUAUCAAGUGGUUGAUGGCUUAACUGGAUAUCGAGUAGGCUCUAUGAGAAACCUAACCUGUAAUGAAGCUCCAAUUUUGAGAUCACAACAACGUCAUCAUUACCAAAAACGUCGAUCAGUUCGAGAGUCUUCAUCAACAGGAAAUACAGCGUCUGCCGUAGUUAAACGAAGACCUCGUCUUGGGACGCAGACAUUCAAAAUAGCUCGAAGUUGUUCACCCCCUCCAUUAGCGUCAGUCGGUUCAAUGAAUGAUUCAAUAGGUCCACAUACAGAUGAAGAUAUUGAUUGGAGAAAAGAAGACGAGACUAACUUAGAACCUAACCCCAGUUUAUCUCCCCAAAUACCUCCAACCAAUGCAGCUAGCUUACCUCCCACAUCCAGGAUGGUUCGACCUCGUUCUAGUAUUGGUCCCAGUGAUCAUACCAGUAAAGAAAGACCUGUUAGUUCAGGACCUGAUAUGUUUGGCCUCUUCAAAAGGGGCUCAGUCAAGGACGUAAAUCAUCCAGAAUGUCUGAGGGAGGAAGAUAGUUCUAUGGAUGGAUCAUCUCGUGAUACUACAACUGCGAAUAAUAAGAAUAACAGUAAUGGGAGUGGUAGUACUAGCAGUUGUAGUUCUAAGUCGUUAUCUCGAAUGUCUUUCCCUGGUCAUUCUAAAUCUAAUGGUACAUCAAAUAAGAAAACUACCGGUAAUCUCAAGGAUCAGUCAACGUUUUCUAGUAGUACACCACCUCUUGGUCGUGUUAUGGGUAGGAAUUUCGACGAUGAAGGUGAAAGUGAUCUUAGCAUUGCAAAUGAUCUUGCUCACUUAUCAUCAGAAUUCGACAGUGCAACGUCAGUAAUGAAUAGUCCAGCUAAGUGUGCUAUGUUUAUCGAUUACUUGUUUUCCCAUAAACGAGAUCCUACAUGGACGCUUUUCCACAUUGUCAACCAAUACUUUCAACGAUCAAUGGCUUCGUCAAAAGAAUUGUUUAAAGAUGAAAAACGUGUUUGUCUGGAAAUAUUUACAACGUUUCUACAUGAAAAGUCUCCGUUGCGUUUAGAUGUACGAACUCCAGUUGUGUUGAAGUCAUUUGAUUUUAAUGAAUGCUCGAAAUUGUUCAAUGUUAUUGAUCAACAGUGUGUGAAUCAGAUUGAAGUACAAGUUUCCAAAUUAGCUGAGGCAAUUAAUCUAGGUAUGGAUACAUGGUGUCUUUCUGAGCCAAUUGAUUUCGUUCUGUUUCGUAAUAAAGAAGAAGAAUUGGCAUGUUUCGAAUCGCGUUUAAGUAGUUACCUUGACGCAUUGCAUCAAUUGUUUACCGGAAGUUGUACAGAUAAUCCAAUUGCCCUUAGCAUAUGUCGAUUGCCAAAUACAUCUGGAUCAGUUACAUAUGAACAAAUUACUCAGGCGAUUACUACUUGUUUGGUUACAGCUCACCGGUAUUAUUCCAUGUCUCAGAUAUCAAGUGCAGAUUAUCCUGAAACUAGAGAUUCUGGACAUUCUAUUAGACAUAGUCUUUUUGCAAGGUCUUUUGAAAAUUUAACUACAUCUGCAUUGGGUUUAGGUAGUGUAUCAGGUAGCAUUGGAAGUGGGCUGUCAUCUGCUGGUUCACAUUUAUGGACAAAAUUAACUCCAUAUUGUGCUAAAUCAAAACAAAAAUCACAUUCUUUGCUCAAUCGUAAAAGUAAAUGGUCUCACAAAGGUCAUUUAUUUUAUGAAUACACUUACGAACGUAUUGCUGAUUGUGGUGUAUGUGGAUUUUUAUUAUGGGGACUCAAUUCACAAGGUUUCAAUUGUAAUAAUUGUGAUCUAUUUAUACACUUAAAAUGUAAAAAUGGUAUUCGAGAUCAUUGUAGUAGAGAAGGACGUAGAACAACUGGCGUCACGUCUGCAAAUGUUUUAGGCGGUAUACUUGGUAGUAUACCGAAUCUCACAAUUGAUACACAUGUUCCAGGUAACACACCGAACCAAACGAAUGAAUCAUGCAAUAAAGUUCCCUUAAAUCCCAGUCAAAUUGGUUCGAGUGAUUUUAUCCAUCACGCUAACUCAGUUGAUAAUCCACUCGACGCUGUUGCAUCACUAGACGAGACAAUUAAUUCAUCUUGUCAAGAUAGUACUUAUAGUUCUGGGUUGAAUGAAACUUCUUCAAUAUCAGGCAAUGGGGGUGGUGACACAUCUAUCAACUUUCCUUCACCAGGAUUAUCUAAACGUGAUUCCAUUUCAUCAAUGUCAGUUGGAUCCACAUGUCAAACUCCUGUGGAUUCUUAUUUACAAUCUGGUAUUGGUCAAACAGACAAAAUUAAAUCGAAUGGAGAGGAAUGUGGGAUUAUGGGCAAUGAUUCGCAUAUUAAAGUUCUAUUGGAUUCGAGAUCAUCAUCACGUCGUCGCUUAAGUAUAACAGUUAAACAAGGUUAUGUAAAACAAAUGAAAAAUCUAUACGAAGGAAGUGAAAUCAUUCAAGAAAUAAUUCCAACAUCUCGAAGUGAUAGUGUCGUUUCGAAUAUUUCCUCAAAUCUACCUACACCAAGUAGCUCAACAGUUCCUUGUGAUCGUCCAGUCGAAACAACAUCAUCACCAUCUUCGUCAUCAUUAAGUAGUCCUGUUUCAAAUAUCAAUGAGACUGUACGUGAAUUAGUUACUACAGAUUGGAGUGAUGAUCCAGAAAUGAUUGCAGGAGCAAGUUUUGAAGCAGCAGUUGAACUACGAGCUCAGUUUCCUAAUUUUCAAAUGCCCAGUAAAGGUCAAAAAAGUGAAGAGUAUAUUCGUACACUAGUUCUAUUGGAAUUUCAUCAAAAAACUCAAUAUAUGGUUCGCCAUUUGAAACAAUACGAGUAUUUAUUAUUACGUCGUUGGCCUGUGGAACAUGCAAAAUUGGCUAAAAUUUUAUGCCUUGAUCAAAUUCCUAUAUUAAUUGAUCUUUUUCGUAGUCUCGUUACUUGUAUUGAUCAAACAAAAACCGAACAAGGUUAUCGUGGUAUGGCUGAAGCUGUUCUAGCCUGGUUAACUGAUAAUUCAUCGGCUAAUUUAAAAACAUGGGCUCGUUAUUGUCAAGCCCUUUCAUGUUCAAAUAUGUUAGAAAGUGUUCGACAUUCUGUUCGUGAUUAUGUACGCCGACAUCCAGAUAUUGUACCUCUAUUACAAACUAGGCAUAAUAAAUUUGUCUUAAUUGAAGGUUUAAAACAAAUGCGAAUUCUUUACUUUAAUUUACCAUUAAUUGCAAAUAAUAUUGCAAAAGAUUUGGAAAAAAGAACUAAAAUAUACAAAGGUGAAGCUAAAAUUUGGCAACAAAUUCAACUUAAAUUGGCCAGUUUACCACAAACUAUCGAUAAUGUUUGUAUGCCUCUUGUUAAACGAAUUAAUCUUGGUCAAUUAUGUACUAGUUUGGAUAAAAAAGAUAUUUUGUCUAAACCACUUCCGGAUUUAUUAUUACCAUUUCAGCAUUUACUUUUAAACUUUCCUCGUGUAUUAUUUCAUCAUUGGGUUGUUGCACAUGCCGAAGUAACAGUUGAUAAAUUAACAGCGAAUCGAUCAAAUAAAGUAAAUCAUGAUUAUAUUUGUGAACGAACUGAAAUGUUGGCUAUUCUCUUGCACAAUGCACUUAUGUUAAUGGUGAAGGAUGGUGAACGUUACAUUUUACGUAGUUUUAAAGCUGUACGUGAACAAGGCGGUGGCUCUGGUAGUAGCGGGAACUUCAGUACUUCUGCUUCUAAUAGUAGUGCUGUUGAACGUCUUUCCAGUUUCGGAUCGCCUGGUACACCUGGUGAAAAAGAUCGACCCAACUCAGGCAAUCUAUCCGGUUAUUCUUCUAUCUCUUCAUGCAGUUCUCUUAGUUCUUAUUCGCCUAAUUCAAAUGCUCAAUCACAUACAAGCCUUGUUUCAGCAGCAGCUAGUGCUGCAGUCGCCAGUAUGACUGAUCGUUCGUCAACAUCGUUGGGAAGCUCGAAACUUGUUCCUAUAUUCCCAUUAAUAGAUGUGUUUACUUCGUGUGGUGAAAAAUUCGGUGGUGAUCAUCUAUUAAAUAUCGUAUUUAUGAAGCAAACAGUUUUGAUCCGGUUAUUGUUUUCAAAAGAAGAUGAAAGACAAAAUUGGUCAGCUUAUAUUCAAGAAAAUAGUGUGACUACACAAAGUAUUGAUCGACAACGUAUGUUGAAACCAACUGCUUCCGCCGCUGCCGCCUCUUCAUCACCAUCGUCAUCUACUCAAAGUCGGUCGACAAUCGGUAUAACUUCUGAAUCGCUCAUUUCUAAAACCUCAUGUAUUACACCUACAGCUGAUGACAUUUCAGUUAUUACUCCUCAACCAUCAACCCAAGAUUUAAAAACUUCAUUCGGUAAACUUCUUACUACAUCAUCAACUACUACAAAUAAUGAUAAAACUACCUACCCAUCAGAUAUUAACAACACUGAUCAAAUUCCUUCCGGAGAAGAAUCCACUGUAUUUGUUGAUAAAUUACAAACCGCUAUGAAUGAACUAUUAGAACAAACACAACAAAUUAUUUGUGAAAAAUAUAAUAUAUCUAAAGAAGAAUUAGCUAAUGCAAUGAAUGAGGGCGAUGACGUGAAUGAUAUCUUGAAUCCUGGAAAAAUCCUGUUAUUCCAGAUAAAAUAUUUCGCAAAAUGUUACAAUUUAAUAACUCGAACUCUUGCUCCACAACCUUCAACAUAUUUUCUAAAUCAAAUACAAAAUCAUCUUGAAUCUAUAAACGAUGAAGGUCAUCAACAGCUCGAUAUGUUAAUGCGGCAGAAGAAAAGACAAAGUUCAUUGUCAUGGACAGAAGGUUAUCUAGAGUCACUUAGCCGGAACCCUGUGCUGAAUAUUGGAAGCAAUAAAGUAAUUGGUAGUACUGAAUCAGAAAGAUCUCGGUUUAAUGUUAUCGAUGCUCAACCAGAUGACUCCAUCUCCAAAGCUACACGUUCUUCACCAAACCUAGUCGGUUCAGAUAGUGAACGUAGUCGUAUCGAGAUUCAGGACAAGCGAAAAUCCAAAUGCAGAUCAAGGAAGUCUGAAGCAGGCCCUGUUUCAAAUUUAGAUUUCACUUUCUUUGAUAACUUAUUGAAUAAAGAAUUGAUUACAAUGGCUCCAGUAUUUACAAAAUCUGUCAUGUGUUUGUGCAAGUUAAUUCAUCAAGACCCAUCGCCGAAUAAUUUAUUAAAAGAAUCUACUAGUUCAAGAAAAAGUUUAUCAAGACCAUCUGUUCAAAUCGAUUCGCAAGUUCAUUGGGCUAAAGUUGGCGAUGCUGAAUGUCCGGUCAGUGGGAGUACUGAUGAAGUUGAAGAUGAAGAAGUUAGAACAUUGGCGAACUCUAUCAUCGAUUUGUCUUGUUCACAAGCAACUGACACAUUAAAACUGGACACACUUUCCACUGAACAAUCGGAUGCAUUGCAUAGUAGAUUUGAUUUAUCUGUAAAUAAUUCAGAUCAAGAUUUGAAUUCAGUCGCUGCACAACUUGUGUCUGAUGUGUUGGAAAAUGCCAAAAGCUAUUUCUCUAAUCAUAUCACAAAAUCUAAUGAUGCAGAACAGAAAACAGUGAAUGUUAUUCGUGACAGCGGAUGUGCACCAUCUGCCACAGAUGAAGAUGAAGAUUAUUAUUAUGAAGAAGAAAUGGAUGAUAUUGAUGAUGAUCACGUGAACAACGAUGAAACAGUGGAAGAAAUAUCAGAAAAUCAUAACGAUCUUUUAACAUCAUCUGGAACUAUUUCCACUUCAGACACUUCAACUCCUAAAUUCGUGGGCGUUGCUUCUAUAUUUGAUGAUGCUUCAUUGGAUCAAAACAAUCAGUUAGAUAAGACACCGUCUUUACACGAUGAUUUACUCAUUGAUAACGAUGUUAUUGAUGUUGUAUCACCAUGUCCUGGUAUUUUUAUGUCUGGAACUACCACUUCUAUUGAUCCUUCUACUAUUAUUACAACAACAACAAAUAUUAUUACUAACACUAAUACCACGAUAACAACAAAUAUUGGUCGUAAUGACUCUCAGAAGUCAACCACUUCAAGUGGAUAUGUCGACUCUAGUGAUGAUUAAGAUUAGUAGGCAAUAUUCUUGGAAUACCAUCUCAAACACUUAUUCAAAAAAAGAAAUUAAUAUCCAGUUUAUCAGUAAUGAGUUGAUUAACUUUCAGACAUCUGAUUAAUCCCGUCAUAAAAAAUCAUUAUUUUUAUUGUAUGAUAAUGAUAAUCAGAAUAGGAAGAUGGAUAUGUUUUCGAUCUAGAUUAUAUUUGUGUGUGUGUAUGUAUGUGUGCUGUAUAACGUUUUUUUUAAUAACAUGCAUUUCAUUUGUGACACUGUUUAUUUUCAAGACUUAUUAUGUCUUUAGCCCAUCCUCUAUACAUAUAUAUCACUUACAAUUGUUUGAAAUAGACAUUGCUUUUGGCGUUUUUAUCACCAUGUUAUACACGUACAUACACAAACUCUUUUGCAUCAGGUAUGCUCGUGUAUCUUUUUUGUUUGUAUAUGUAUGCGUGUAUGUAUUUUAUCAUAUUUAAUUUAGUUUAUUACUCUUUUUCGAAGAACAUUCUACUUCUUUUUAUUUUGUUUUAAUUAUUUCUCUACAUUAAAAUUUAAACAUUAUGUGCCUUCCAUUUUAAAUCAUUCAAUUUCUUCCAAAUAUUUGUAUUUAAAAAAAUAGACAUGAUUGUAUUAUACUCAAAAAAUACGUUUCCUUUUUGUUUUUUGUUUUGUAUGUGUACGUGGUAAUUAGCAACCUGUUUUGUUUUGUUUUAUUUUGAAAAAACAAAAUGCAUGAAUACACCUAAAAAUAAACAGCCAUUGUUUAUACUGUUUACUAUCAAUACAUAUUUUCUUUUUGUUUAAAUAUAAUAUGUAUCAAUGUGUACACACGUGGAUCGUGUGCUUUUUAUACAUUUGUGUGUAUAUACACUAAUCCUGUUUUCAAUAACGACAUUAUACUACUAUUAUUACUACUAUCAAUACUAUACUCAUUAAUACAGAAUAUCUUUAUUUUAUUUUAAACUUAUUCUCAUUAUAAGUAUUUAACUCACUUAUCAUUAAACAUUGUUAGUUAUGAUUUUAUUUCUUAUUAAGGAAUAAAUUACACUUUCAUCUAUUUAAUUACAUAAGUUUUAUUGAACAAAUAAAUAAUCAAUAGUAAAUGAGAAACAUAAUCAAUACAUUGUUUCCUUUUAUCAUUUCCAUUUUAUUCCCAAUAUCAAAGAAGUUAAAUCUUGUAAUUUUUGUCCAUUUGAUUAUUUGAAAACAAAAUCAAAGUAAUUUUUUAUAUUUUACAAGUCAUAUCUUCUUUGUUGUUGUUGUUGUUGCCUUGUAUAUCAUGAAAUUUAUUCUUUUGUUCUCUUCUUUUCAACAACAGUGUUAAACUCUUGAAGAUUAUAAGAAAUAUACUUAAUUUAAAUGAUUUUUUUUCUUUAUGUUUGAUAUAAUCGAUAUUUACAUUUCAUUGUGUUAAUUUAACGCGGUCAAUUGAACUAUAGAAAAUAUGAGUUAAUAGUGGAUCUACUAUUCAUUUAUCAAGGCAAUAUUAAUAAAUAUUUAAAAGAAUUAUCUCUU
Molecule: messenger RNA, 9297 nt
Organism: Schistosoma mattheei
Lineage: Eukaryota; Metazoa; Platyhelminthes; Trematoda; Strigeidida; Schistosomatidae
Source: the annotation of a GenBank genome assembly